CACAGCUCAAUCCUACUCCUGUCCGUAAGGUCAGGAUCACACAUUUCUUGUGCUACUCUUCGUACAGGAAUCGGAAAGUGAAUGUGAUUCCGCCAGUUGGGAUCGAUUACGGUUCCAUAGCUGCAUGCUGUAUGCUGCAAGGCACACACUUUCACCAAACCUGGACCGACCCAGGAUCCUCGAAUCAGCAACACCACUCGCCUCAACAGCAACCUAACGAAAAUUUGCAAGCCGUCUUUCGCAACUCAUCAUAAGCGUACGACACUGAAGUCCACAGCCGGGAGAAAUCAUAGCUGUAUCUCUCUCUAGCACCUACUCACCAGCCAAGCCACCCCACCCUGAACGAACGGGAGCUCAGACAUUCUCGCUAAAGCGCUGAGCUGGUGUUUGGAAUCAUUCACAUUGGAAGAGCUGGCCAGAUCGAAUCGGUUACUUCCAUUGCCAGUGGUACAGCAUUUCAAUCUCCAGGGUGGGAUCUCGUCGAUCUUUCCGAGAGUUGCAAGCUUACCUACCCACCACCACAUGAGCUACGAAUUGAAAGCUGGGAAUUGGGUUCCGCCUUUGAUUGGCGUUUGAAUUUGGGUUGCAGUUGUCUAUUUACCUGCUUACUUGUUAGUUCUUUAUACUCAAGUUGCAAGGGUUGAUUGGAUUGAAUUGCUGAGCAGAGACGAAAAUGAGCGAGUCCAGCUUUUGGAAGAGGGGUGUGGGACGCCUCCGGGGAAAUUCAAAUUCCAAAUCUAAACCUGAUGCAGAUGUCGGGAAUAAUGGGCUUGGAGAUGGAGGUGGUACGGCGACGACGUUCCGAUUUGUGGAGGGUGGGACGGGGAAAGAUGGAAUUGGAAAGAGUAAAAGCUCGGAAGUUGGACAAGAGGACUCGGAUUUGACGCCUAAGCAACGACGGCGUGCGCAGGUUCGGAAAGCUCAGAUCGAGCAUCGUCAACGCAAAGAGAAUCACAUCAAGCACCUAGAGCAAGAAGUCAUCGACCUACGCGAGAAAAUAGCUCAAGCAGAAACACAAUCUGUGCUCUUCAAGCACGAAAACAUUGCCAUUAAAACGACCCUUCAAGACAGUAGAAUCACUAUACCUUCUCCAGCUCCAGCUACUUCGUCUCCAAAUAACUGUACCGACAUACAAAUACCGGAUAACCAAUUCCAAUUCGACUUUAACAGCCAAUCGCAAAGCCUAUCCAACACUCCUGAAAAAGUCCAAAAUCAACAUUCAGAUUUUGAGAGCAACAUGUUAAGCGGCACAGACGAAUUCUUCAACCUCCUCUCCCCUAACUCCCUCGCAUGGCUAACAAACACCACUCUCGUACGCACGACUUUCGACCCCUUCCUCGACGACGAAUGUCUACAGAUAAGUCCCGCUGGCACUUUUCCGAUGUCUAUCGAUACCGGUCCUGGUAUCCACAGUAGUCAAGAUAUCAAUAAUAUCUCGCUGCCUUCGCCUGAUAUGUUCAAUUCUGAGAUGUGGAAACCGGCGGUUUUACAGCACCAGGAGAGGGAGAAGGCGCAGAUGAAUGGAAGGGUGGAUGGAAUUGCUGGCACUGGGACGAUGUCACCGGAGGAGGAGAUGGAGAUGAUGGCAAUUAAUUUCAUCCUUGCCCUCGAACACCCCUGCCGCACACACUUCUCACCCCCCUCCGCCGUUCCCUACGAUCCCUCUUCCGCAGCAACAGGCCACGAGUUAAUGGCAACGACACACCUCUUCUCGCACGCCUCAUCCUUCACCCACCCAAAUCCGCAUCCACAUACUCACCCUCCCCGCACCUUAUCCCCACAGUUACACGCGCACUCGUACUCACAAGGCCUCCAAACCGAGAGCAUUCCAGCUGGAAACCUCCACCAAACAAUCGAAGCUCCCAUCCCAGGCAGCACAUGGCGCGUCCCACCCCUGGAUUUAAAGGGUCUAUAUGAAAUGAGCGAGUCUAUGCCAAAGGAGAACUGGGAGAUCACGCCUGUGCAGGCGUGGUUUCUAUUGGUGGGUCGGUAUGGGUGGGAGAGGUUGGUUGGGAAGGGGAGGAAUGGGAGUGGGAGUGAGAGUGAGAGCCCGAUUGAUGAGGUGAAGAGGGGCCUUGCGGAGUUGGUUUCGUGUUUGGGGUUUGGGAGUGUGAUGGAUGAGGUUGAGUUUUGGGGGGUUGUGGGGGAGGUUUUGGGGGAGGGAUGGGAGGAGUGAGGGGGUGAGAGUGCCGAGUGGGUGUGAAUAUAUUUUUCAUAUCAGCCAGAGGUUGCAACUUAACUGGGUUCUUUCACGUAUAUAAAUGUUGGCCACGGGCUUCGGGAGACUGGACUGUAUCCCUGUAGACUGGACUGUAUCCCUGUAGCAGAGAUAGAUUCUGGCAUAUGAGGCAAAACGCUCAAUAUUAUCACCAGAAUCUUGAUCAAUCAAGUCAGAGGAUGAAGAUAACCAUCGCAUGGGGUGAGGGGAGUUUGGUGACUUUGAAGCUCGUUAGGGGAUACCGGAACUAAGCUGAAGCUCAAAGCUUCGGACACGCCACGCUCUAAGGGGUUUGGAGAUUGGUUUUUGAGGUAAUAUUUGUUGACAGGUGGAAUUGAGACUGGGCCCCAUUUGUUGAGCUGAGGUUCUACCAAGAAUAGGCAGCUUUCCGGCAUAUGUAUCGUAUAUUCUUCCAUCCCUUACACCUCGCUUGUCCUUUGAACCGACAUGCCAAUGCGGUUUACAGCGAGAAAUGAUACAUCAAAUAAGUAAACAAGCUCAAAGGAGGAUAUCAGUAUUAAGUUGGAGCCAUCAUCCUUGUAAUACAUCC
Messenger RNA from Cadophora gregata, 2768 nucleotides. RefSeq lists its product as uncharacterized. Gene Ontology annotation, molecular function: DNA-binding transcription activator activity, RNA polymerase II-specific; transcription cis-regulatory region binding. The record is from RefSeq and is a predicted model, not a curated record. NCBI's taxonomy places the organism in Eukaryota, Fungi, Ascomycota, Leotiomycetes, Helotiales, Ploettnerulaceae. Gene Ontology annotation, cellular component: RNA polymerase II transcription regulator complex. Bases 674 to 2176 code for a protein of 500 amino acids. The transcript has 5 exons.